This is a messenger RNA of Ipomoea triloba (trilobed morning glory), 2560 nucleotides long. RefSeq lists its product as uncharacterized. The record is from RefSeq and is a predicted model, not a curated record. Lineage: Eukaryota; Viridiplantae; Streptophyta; Magnoliopsida; Solanales; Convolvulaceae. The transcript has 3 exons. Bases 569 to 1210 code for a protein of 213 amino acids.
CAGAUCCGUGGAUUCUGGGUUUUUUUUUCUUCUUUUCAAAAAGCUCUGACGCUUUGUUUCCUUCCAAUGGCGUUUUGAAAUUAUUCACAGCAAAAAUCUCCCGUCAAUACAUACAAACGUAGAGUGAGAAAGUGAGAUUCGAAGAGGGAAGAAGAGAGAAAUCUCACUCGCACACAGUCGCAGUUGAAGGCCGAGUCCUGGAUCUUCGCUCGUUCCUCAGUGGUUACCUGUAUACUGUUGUUCUGAUUCAUCAGAUCUGAAGAAACUGAAGAGUGUGGUGGUGGUUGUUGUAGAUAUUUUCAUACGAACUUAUAUGAUCGAUGAAGGUGAUGCUGAUCUGCUGAGAAUAUGGUGGUUGUGGAGGAGAUCUAAAAUCUAGUGUUAUGUAGUAGCAUUUCUGAACCCCAAUUGCAGAUCUCGUGUUGAUAUAGAGAUAUAGUACUCCCUUUUUGUGUCCAGUUCCCUGUUUAUCACUUCCUGCUAGAUAUCUUCGAGUUUGGAGAAGUGAGUUAGGGGUAUUUUGUGAGUUCAGGGUUAGGAGCCGAGUUGACUCAGUGGUUUGACUCAGAUGGAGACGCUUGUUGUAGUUGCUCAGCAUAGGAACCAGUACUAUAACAAAUCUAAGGGCCAUGGCCCUGGUCGGUUUGGGUCCUUUGGAUCCCCUCCUUCUGGGAGUUUCCGGGAGAUUAAUUGCCGGACUUUCCAGACUGGAUCGGGUAUACUCCCAACCCCACUCAAGUCUUAUUCCACCCCGAUCACCAAGCGAUCUCGAUCCACUUCUGCUUCCUUUUCACCUAAGACGCCUUCUCCGUCAGUUAAUUCUCAGUCUGAAGAUCAGAAAAACAAGAUAAGAUCUGUCAGAAGUAGUGCAAUACCAAUUAACCUCAAACUGGGUGCCAGUUCUAGAAAGGGUAGUUCUUUCAGUGAGGAUGUUCAUUUCUCGGAGCGCUGGGCUGGUCCUACAUAUUCAAACUCACCUCCUCCUAGUUCAUUGCCUAUGCCCAAGUUUUCUUUGAAGCCUAAGCGGACUGUUUCACUUGAGUUACCAUCCUCAGCUUCUGCUAUUGAUGAUUUUCGUCCCAUUGCUGUAUCUGCACCAGCUUCCCCUACCAGGGAACGCAGCCCUUCUCCGGGAGAUUUGUUUGACCUUGAUGACUCUGCGACGAAGUGUCUUCGUCGUAUUCUCAAUCUUGACAUUACUGAUGAUUAAGGUUUACUGGAGGCAACUAGACCUCCUUUAUAUAGGGAAAGGAUCUAGUUUCUCCUAAGGGGUUAGUGGUAGAUUGUAUAUAUAUGGUGAAUAAACCAGUUCUAUGGUGACUACUUCUAGUAUGUUGUUCAGUUUUUGUAAGUGGUUGUGCAAGGGCAAGAGCAUACCUGUCAGGAAACUGAAAAGAUUAAAAAAAGGCUUGCAAGAACAGCUAAGGUUGGGUAUAUGGUUGAAGGUGGUUCAAAGGUUUGAAUGGCUGGUUGGUCAGCUAUCUCCAGAUUGCUUUGAAGGUCUAUUUACUUGGAUGCUACAAUUUGGACGGGUAUUAAGGGUGGUGAAGUGAAAUCAGAAUCUGAAACUCACGAGUGGUGAUCUGCUAUUAUAAAGCAUUUAUAGUUUGCAGUCCUUUUGACCCAACUUAAUGGAGGUUUCAUCAUACCUGCAGAUUUCCAUGCUGAAUGCCUAAUCCUUGAGUACUCUCCUGUGAAAAAUCUCCAUCUCUGAUUUCCUCUUCUUCAGUUAGAUUUUUUUUUCUCACAUAUAUUGUGUAUAUACACAAAAUCCCUGACUUUGAAUAGGUUUCACCUUGUUUAGGAACCUUCGUCAUUGUAACCAUAACCUAGCCCUUUGUUCCUGGACUUUACCUCAACUUCCCCGGGUUUAAUGACGAAUUGCCUGUCUGUAACUUUAGCUUAUAUGCUAACUGAAUAGGCUAUUUAGAGAACUGUUUCAUUCCAACUUCUUGUCCUUCAAUCCCCAAGUUGUCCUUUUUUCCUUUUUACAUUCUUAUCUUCUUUCUUUAGUUUAGAUAGGUUUCAGCUUUAUACUUUACUAGUAGAAGAUGCUUUCUCCUUUGCCAUGUUUCUGGUUUUUUAUAAGAAAAUGGAAAGGGAAAGCAAAGUUGGCUAUAUCCACCUCUGCUCGUCUUCUUUUGUUGUUAGCUGAGUUCUCUCUGCUAAGCAUGUUAUCCACUUCAAUUCCAAGGAUCUAUGUUUUCUCUGGAGUAUAGUUGAUUAUACCAAGCUGUUCACAAGCCCUUGUAAGGCGGAACGAAGGGAAGAAAGGUUGUUUCUGUUUCCGAACCUGGCUGUGUGUGUUCUUGUUCUAGCUGGCGGUGUUGGUCUGUUGGUUAUUUUAUUCCAUUUCUAGUCGUGUCUGUAAUUUGGUUACCCCCGUAUGGUAUCGUCACAAGCUGCGUUUAUGUGUAAUGUCCUGUAAUGCACUCUCUUCAAGUACUCUAUCCCCAAGUAGUCAUAUGGGUAAUGCUUUGUCUGUCUUUUGUUAAAAAUGAAUAUGUUGUUUGACUGUGUUCUCUAAUUGGUGCGUAGUGGUUUGUUUGAGAUGUUAUUA